CGAGCGGGAGGGGUCGGGCUAGCACGCGCACGGCAUGUUCCACGGCGAGGCAAAGCUCUCCACGGCGGCGGACGGCGGGGAAAGGCGACGAGAUGGUGGCACGGCGAGGUCCGGCGGCGGCGGGCGGACACCGGCGGCGGGAGACCUGCACGGCAAGGGAGAGGGACGGAUGAGCGCCGGAGUCGGAGGAGGAGGGUGAGAGGAAGGUGGUGGCGCGAGGAAUGGACACGGGGCUCACCGGAGGGGGCGGAUUGCGGCCGGCGGCGGAGCUCCUUGGGGGCGGCAAUGGAGAUGGGGAAAAGUGGGGGCUAGGGUUUGGAGCAGGGGCUGGCUUGGGGAUUUAAGGCGAGGGGGAGGUGGGUGAGCGCGGCGGCCGGGCAGAGGUGCGGCCACCAGCGGCUGCCGGGCGGCGUGGAGCCGCCGCCCCUGUUGCCCAACCAGGAGCGAACAGCUCUGAGGAAGGAGAGAAGGCUGACGGGUGGGGCCCGCUGCCAGGUGGGGCCGGAGGUAAGGAGAGAAGGAAGGAGAGAAAGCAAAGUGAAGCGGCGCCUCCCCCUCCCUCUCCCUCCCUCCAGAAUCCAAUCCCUCCAUUCCCUGCCGCCGCUGCGAUUCCGAUGAGGCCCCCCACCACCGCCGCCACGCCACCGGGACCGUCAAGCAGCGCCAUCAAGCGCCAGCGGAAGGCGGCGCCGCCGCCGCUCAGCGACGUCACCAACCUCCUCCUCGAGACCCCGGCCCCAAUCAAGCCUACAAGGACUGGACGCCGGACCCUCCCAACGCCCUCCGACACCUCCUCGACCUGCUCCUCCACCGCAUCGGUCACGCCCGCGCCCAAGCCUUCGUACGCCGUAGUACUCGAGGAGGAGCGCAGCGUGGCCAAAUCCCCCAUCUCUACGGUUUACGCGAGGCGUGGGACUACUGAGACUCAAGGGAAGAGGAGGAGGACGACGAACCCCACCACCACCACCAACAAGGGCAAGGACAGGGAACCCGCCCCUGCUGCUGGAAUGGCGAGUUGCCCUCCUCUUGGAAGAGCUACAAGGAAGACCAGCAGGAAAGACUCUAUGGCUCAGGACACUCGGCCCAUUUCUUCUUCAGCUCCUAGUCAUGGAGCUAAAAAGAAGCGCCCCCCUCCAAGCACCCCCAAGUUACCAGAAGACUUUGUGAAGAAGCAGAGAGCAUACUUUGCAGACGUCGACGCAUUUGAGCUACCAGAGGAAGAGGUGUCCGAAUCUGAGCUGGAGUGAGAACUUAAUAUAUGGCUCUCUUUUUUAUGUACAGAAGUAGUUUACUGAAAUCACGGCUUCCAAUGUAAGUCCAAGUUAUGGUAGCAAUGUAUAGCACACGAGGAAGAGGUAGUGUACCACUAAUGUCCCUUUUACCAAUCUUAUAGCAUAGCAGCAUGGGACUUGGGAGAUACUGAGAUCCGAAAAUGAGGGAUGCUUUAGCUGUUUGAGAAAAUGACCAGUGUACUUGUCUCUAAACGUUCCAUGUUUCCCAAGCGGAUUCUAUAAAAUAUUUCACUUUAUCUGUGAUCAUCUCUA
Molecule: messenger RNA, 1544 nt
Organism: Panicum virgatum (switchgrass)
Lineage: Eukaryota; Viridiplantae; Streptophyta; Magnoliopsida; Poales; Poaceae
Product: mucin-7-like
Exons: 4
Coding region: 615-1247 (210 amino acids)
Source: RefSeq, a predicted model, not a curated record